Messenger RNA from Dichomitus squalens LYAD-421 SS1, 2322 nucleotides. RefSeq names its product DEAD-domain-containing protein. The transcript has 8 exons. Bases 1 to 2322 code for a protein of 773 amino acids. Lineage: Eukaryota; Fungi; Basidiomycota; Agaricomycetes; Polyporales; Polyporaceae. Gene Ontology annotation, molecular function: nucleic acid binding; ATP binding; RNA helicase activity. The record is from RefSeq and is a predicted model, not a curated record.
AUGUCGAAAACCCAGACUGCAGAGGAAGUCGUCGAGCUCAACCCAGACUUCUCCUUCGACCUCUCAGGCGAUCCUUACAAUGACUUCCUGAACGACCACAUCGAUGUCCAGGACCUCGUCAAAAAGGGCUCUAAGCCGGAACCUAUCUCAGUGGACGACAUCAUAGCCCGUCGGAAGCUGCGCGGAAACAGUGCUAGGAAGCGUAAACGUCCUGUAGAAGAUGAGGGGGAGGAGGAGGAUUCUGAAGGAGACGAGGACUCGGAUGACCACGAAGACGACGAAGACUCUGAUGGUUCUGCUGUGUCCGAGGAGGAGUACGAGGGAGUUUCAGCAGACGAAGACGAAGAUGACCCUCUGGCUACUUCUGGUGAGGAGUCCGGCGUGGAGGAGGACGAGGAAAAUGGAAAAGGAGACGAGGCACACGACAUGUCAGAUGACGCGGAGGACGAGGAAGACGCAGCAUCCUCCUCCGGCGACGAGUCAGAAGAAGAGACGCAAGCGGAGAAAGAGCGCAAGGCUGCAUUCUUUGACUCCGAGUCUGGUCCCUCGGAGGCUCACACGUCCUUCCUCUCCAUGAACCUUUCCCGGCCCAUCAUCAAGUCACUCACCACAUUAGGCUUCACCACCCCCACGCCAAUACAGGCCGCAACCAUUCCAGUCGCGCUCCUGGGCAAGGAUGUCGUCGGAAACGCCGUCACGGGUUCAGGCAAAACGGCCGCGUUCAUCAUCCCCAUGCUCGAACGUCUCAUGUACCGCGACCGGGGGAAGAAGGCUGCGGCGACGCGAUGCCUGGUGCUCGUCCCAACCCGCGAACUUGGCGUGCAAUGUUUCGAGGUCGGUACGAAGCUUGCGGCGCACACGGACAUCCGCUUCGCGCUGGUUGUAGGUGGCCUGUCCAUCAAGGCGCAAGAAGCAAAUCUGCGAACCCGGCCGGAUGUCGUUAUUGCCACCCCUGGUCGUCUCAUUGACCAUAUCCGCAACUCUCCCACCUUCACCCUCGACGCUCUCGAUAUCCUUGUUCUGGACGAGGCGGACCGCAUGUUGGAGGACGGUUUCGCCGAUGAGCUCACUGAAAUUAUCAAGUCAUGUCCGACGUCUCGCCAGACCAUGCUCUUCUCUGCUACCAUGACUGACUCCGUUGACGAGCUCGUCCGCAUGUCGCUGAAUAAGCCGGUCAGGCUCUUCGUCGACCCUAAGCGUGCGACCGCACGGGGUCUGCUGCAAGAGUUUGUUCGUGUACGGGCUGGGAAGGAGGCCGAGCGUUCAGCGCUACUAGUCGCGCUUUGCAAACGGACAUUCAAAUCCCGUGUCAUAAUCUUCUUCCGGAGCAAGAAGCUCGCUCACCAGAUGCGCAUAGUGUUCAGGUUACUGGACAUGAAGUGCGACGAGCUUCAUGGCGACCUCAGUCAGGAACAGCGGCUGAAAGCGCUGCAACAAUUCCGUGACGGACACGUCGACUACCUCAUGGCCACAGACCUGGCUUCCCGCGGUCUGGACAUUAAGGGGAUCGAGACGGUCAUCAACUAUGACAUGCCGGGACAGCUUGCUCAGUAUCUCCACCGUGUGGGACGUACAGCACGCGCGGGCAAGAAAGGACGAUCUGUCACGCUUGUGGGCGAAGCGGACCGCAAGAUGCUCAAGGCGGCCAUAAAGCACUCGUCCGGCGGCGAGGAUCAGAUCCGCCACCGGCAGGUCCCGCAGGAAGUGGUUAGCAAAUGGGCCCAGAAGCUCGACUCGCUCAAGCAGGAGAUCUCCGAAAUCCUGCAGGAGGAGAAGGAGGAGAAACAGCUUCGCCAAGCCGAAAUGGAACUCAAAAAGGGCCAGAAUAUGAUUGAGCACGAAGCGGAGAUCUUCUCGCGGCCCGCUCGCACUUGGUUCCAGACAGGGAAGGAGAAGGCCAAGGCCGAAGCGUUGAGUAAACAACAGUACGAAGCUGGUUUUGACGCCGGUAAAAAGGGAAAGUCAAAGGAGCCAGCGCAGACGAAGCCGAAACGGGACAAGUUUGCGGGGCUAUCGAGGCGGGCUAAGCGGAGGAAGAUGGCGAUGGAGGAGGAUGCGGCGGAGACUGGGGCGAUCCGUGCGGCAGUUCGUUCUGCCAAGAAGGCAACUCGACCCGCCAAGAUUGGCGAGCCAGAGCGACGAACAACAUCUUCGAAGAAGAGGGACAAGAAGGGGGUGCGAUCGAAGAGCAAGACGAAGUCGAAAGGUGGCGCGUUCGACAAGGACUUGGGACAGCGGCCGGCGAGGGAGGGCGUGAGGGCGAAGAAGGGCGACGUGAUUGGAGGCAUGGGAAAGAAAAAAGGCGGAAAACGGAAGUCAUAG